Messenger RNA from Solanum dulcamara, 1354 nucleotides. Its product is annotated as cold shock domain-containing protein 3. The transcript has a single exon. The coding region runs from base 154 to 1041 and encodes 295 amino acids. Gene Ontology annotation, molecular function: zinc ion binding; nucleic acid binding. NCBI's taxonomy places the organism in Eukaryota, Viridiplantae, Streptophyta, Magnoliopsida, Solanales, Solanaceae. The record is from RefSeq and is a predicted model, not a curated record.
AGAACCAAACCCUAACUAAAAUAAGGGAUCCUAAUAAGCCCUAAUGUAAUAAGGCUUAACAAUUUUAACCUAUAAAUUCUCCCUAUUCCCAAAGAAUUAGGGCAAAACAACUUCACCUUUUUGAUUGAUCGAUUGAUUUUGAGUUCAUCAUCAAUGGCGGCCGAAGGUACUCGAUUGACAGGGAUUGUGUCUCGGUUCAGUAACCAAAAGGGUUAUGGUUUCAUCAAACCUGAUGAUGGAACCGAAGAUCUUUUUGUUCAUCAAUCCGAGAUCAAAUCUGAGGGGUUUCGUUCGUUAUAUGAAGGUCAGAAAGUUGAGUUUACGGUGACUGGGAAUGGUGAUAAGUAUCAGGCUGUUGAGGUUACGGGUCCUGAUGGACUGGCUUUGGAUGGAGGUCGUAACGGCGGCGACGGAGGUGGUAGGGGUAUGGGUCGUGGUGGUGAUGGGUUGAAUCGGAGGAAUGGGAAUGGGUUUUUGAGAAGUGGUGGUGGUGGAGGUGAGUGUUAUAAUUGUGGUAGGGUGGGUCAUAUGGCUAGGGAUUGUGAUCGUAUCAGUGGUGGAGGAGGUGGCGGGGGCGGUGGUGGAGGUGCGUGUUAUACUUGUGGAAUGACGGGGCAUAUAGCUAGGGAUUGUGGUGGUGGCGGUGCUGGAAGUGGUGGAGGCGCCUGUUACACUUGUGGAAUGACAGGGCAUAUAGCGAGGGAUUGUGACCGUAGUGGUGGCGGUGGCGGUGCUGGAAGUGGUGGUUGUUACAAUUGUGGUGGGAUUGGGCACAUGGCUCGAGAUUGUCCUAGUGAGAGACGUGGUGGCGGCGGCACUGGUGGUGGUGGUUCUGGGGCUUGUUAUAAUUGUGGAUUGCCAGGGCACUUGGCAAGGGACUGUUCACGAGAGAGUGGUGGUGGCGGCGGCAGUUUUGGGAGAUCCAGUGGUGGCGGCGGUGGUGACAGGUUUGGGAGAUCGAGUGUUGGAGGAAGCAAGUGUUACAACUGUGGAGAAACUGGCCAUUUUGCAAGGGAAUGCACUAGCCCAGCUGUGAACUGAGAAAAUCUUUUAGAGGAAGAGUUGUCAUGUACAUGAUCUUCUCUUUUUCUCUCGUCUUUCUAUUUAGGAGUAUUUAAUUAAUAUGGAUUAUUCAACUUGUUUACUCACUAGUCCUUUUUCUUUUGUUCCUUUAGUUUCCUACAUACAUGCAUUGGUAGCUUUUAGGAUAAAAAAAUUAGUUGUUGGGAUUUGCUAUCGACUGUUUCUGUGAUGGAAAGUUUUGAUUUUUUGUUGGUUAUACAAAGAUAUAAAAAGUCUGGUUUUGGAUUUGGAAAUUUUGGUUUUCUCCGGAGUAAAUUUCACUUUGGAUUAA